GGUUAAGGAUCAGUUUAAUCAAUUGGGAAUCCAACGAGUGGAUUUCCAGAAAAUAACGUGCAAGUACUUAUCAAACGGUAUAACAAUUGGGAUUCACGUAAACACAAUGGAUUUGUAUCAUAAGUGAUUAUUAGAUAAAUUUUUCCACUAACUAUGAAGCAUAAGGAAAGGCUACUUAGCUAAUUUGUGGAUGGUUAUCCAAUUCGCUGAUAAGUUUCAUCAAAAACUGAUAUCAGAAUUUUUCAUAUAGACAAUGCCAGUUGAAGCCAUUUCCUGUAUUCGGGAAUGUAUGCUUGAUUUCGAUAUUUGUAAAUGUUGUAUCAUCCGGUUAACUAAUGGUCGCUGUCAACAAAUAGAUUUACUCAAUGUCUUUCAUUCACAAGCAUAUCCUGAUAAGUUUAUAUGUAAACUUUGUUUUGGCCUGUUGCAUAAUCCUUAUUUAUGUGAUAUUCCACAAAAUCUUAAUGAAUCACAAAAUGAGAUGGAAUUUACCAGUGAAGAAUUUGAUAAAUAUAUUUUACUCUAUUUAUAUAAAGAGUUAAAUGGAUCCCAUUAUCAAUAUACAGCAUAUCAACUUCGGGUCACUGAACCGAUUAAUAUUAUGCUACGUGAACAAUUUUUAUGGGAUGAAUUAAUUUGUUUGUCGAUUAAUCAUGUAAACAAUACUUCGAAUAGUAGUACUAUUGAGAAAUUGAAUGAUCAACAGAUGACAUUCACUAAAGACGAUAUCAAUGCAUUGAGAUCUUAUGCUAUUCCAGUAAAAACUGCAUGGAAAUGGAUUGUAGAAGAAAAGUUAUCAUCUUUACUGAAAGUUCCAUUGAUUUACUCAUUACGCGAUGAUACAGAAUUAAAACGAAUUAAAACCAGUGAAUUAAAUAUUAACAAUUCAAACUGGGAUCAAGAAUCCAAUAUUAUUUGUUUAAAUGUAGAAUUUUCAAAUUUCUUAAUACAAUCAGAUUAUAAUGAAAUUCUAAGUUAUUUAGAACGUUCAUCAUUAAAUUCUAUACGUUCUUGGCUUAUACGUUUAAAAAGUGUUAAAGUACCACGUAAACGUUCAAGAUUCUAUUGUGGAAAAGAAUUCAAGAUGAAUCUUUCAAAAAAAGAAUUAUUAGAAAAUGAAAAUAUCAUCCAAGAAUUAACAACAAAAACACUUUCUUCUCAAAUAUUAACUUAUGAUGUAAAUUCAUUGGUUUUCAAUCCUUCAUCUGUGAUUAAUAUUGGUUAUACUUUGCCAAAUUCAUUACAUUUUUCUCGAGGACUUUUAACAGAACUUAUUCCUUUGUUAAAAGAUAUUUGUUUUCAAUCAAAUUAUUUAAGAAAAAUUUCUUCAAGCAAUUGUUCGCUUGCAUUCAUAACAUCUUUGAAAAUAUUUCGAAGUAUACCGCUUUAUUUGGCUGGUCGUUAUGUAAAAUUAAGUCGACGUUUGCCUCAAUCCCCAUGGAUAAUUGGAUCACAGCGUAAAUUAGAUUCAUCUGUUGAAGAACUUAUCACUCAAUUAAUAUUACCUCGAUUUGGUGCAAAUUCUCAAAGUUGUUUUAUUACAGCUGGUAGAGAAGAUGUGGAUGUUAGAUGUCUUGGAUUGGGUCGACCAUUCGCAAUUGAAAUUAGCAACUAUGAAUUAUUACCGUCACAAAUUAUUCAACAAUGGUCUGUUAAUGAUAAACUUGCCGUAGAAUAUAAUGAAGAUGAACCAUUGGAUUUAUUGAAACUUGCAUCGUUUGUCAAUUCGACAACUCAGGGUCGAGUGUUUAUACGAGAUUUACAGUUAGUCUCAUCAAAAUCUGCUACAGCCGCAUUAAAAUUAGGUGAAAUGCACAAGGCCAAAUGUUAUCGAGCUGUUUGUUGGUGUCCUCAAGGUGGAAUUAAAACUGAAUUACUUAUGAAAAUGUUACAGUAUACCACUUUGUUAAAUCGAACAAAUGGAAAUCUUGAUCAUGUAAACAUCAUUCAUUGGCCUCCUAAUAAAACAGAUUCUAUGAAAUAUGGAAAAAUUUAUUUUGGUCCACUGGAUAUUAAUCAACUUACACCUAUACGUGUAUUGCAUAGAAGACCAUUGUUAAAUCGUAAAAGGACCAUUUAUCAUUUAUGUUUCAUGUCGUAUGUGGAAACAAUAGGAGCUAAUAUUUUCGAGUUCAAUGAUUUUAAAUCAUGGUCAAAGCUUUAUCCAGAAGAUGAACUGUUCAUAUUAGAAAUUCGUUGUGAAGCUGGCACCUAUGUGAAAGAACUUGUUCAUGGAGAUCUUGGUCGAUGUAAUCCUAGCUUAGCAAGUAUAUUUGGUCGUCAAUUAGAUAUAUUAGCGUUGGAUGUAAUUGGUGUUGAACUUGACUGGCCUACACGUCUAAAAGAUCCUAUACUCAAUUAAUUUGUAAAGUGAAAAUAUUUUUGUUGUAAAAAAAAAUAUUUUUAACAGAAACGCAAUUUCCUUAUCAAGGCAUCGUAUAUUCCAUAAUAGUUGAUUUGCAAGACUAAAUUGAUUGAUCUCACUUAUCACAUUCCCUUUUACAUUAUUUGUUACAACACUAACUAACUAGUUAAUGACAAAAAGUUCUUUUAUUAUCACAAAACCAAUUGAUAACUACCGAAUAAUUCGUCUAGAAUACACAUAAUUGCAGUCCUUAGACACGACAAAUUUUCUGAACAAUCAUUUGUAAUGAUGUACUAACACUACCCUUGUUAAAGGGUUUGGGAAGACUGUAAAAUUAGUUUGUUCAUCUUUUAAUGAAACGAUAACUUGAGUAUAACCGCAUAAUUAUAGGCAAAAGACAUUAUAAAUAAAAAAGCUGUAUAAUAUAA
Molecule: messenger RNA, 2793 nt
Organism: Schistosoma spindalis
Lineage: Eukaryota; Metazoa; Platyhelminthes; Trematoda; Strigeidida; Schistosomatidae
Source: the annotation of a GenBank genome assembly